This is a messenger RNA of Tympanuchus pallidicinctus (lesser prairie-chicken), 3695 nucleotides long. It is a transcript of the gene CCR7, whose product is annotated as C-C motif chemokine receptor 7. NCBI's taxonomy places the organism in Eukaryota, Metazoa, Chordata, Aves, Galliformes, Phasianidae. Gene Ontology annotation, biological process: immune response; G protein-coupled receptor signaling pathway; chemotaxis. The transcript is spliced from 3 exons. The coding region runs from base 653 to 1777 and encodes 374 amino acids. The record is from RefSeq and is a predicted model, not a curated record. Gene Ontology annotation, cellular component: membrane. Gene Ontology annotation, molecular function: chemokine (C-C motif) ligand 19 binding; chemokine (C-C motif) ligand 21 binding; C-C motif chemokine 19 receptor activity.
ACCUCUGCAGCAGCGUGAUGCUGGGGAAGGCACAGGACUGCAGAUGUGCAAAACCUCUUAGAGGAAGGUGGCGUGCGCCGAGCCUCAGCAGAUGGUACAGCAAAACCACCAGAAAGCAGAAAGAGGUGGGGAAGCCCACUUGCUUGGGGGGGUGCUGAUGCGGACAGGCAGAAGGGCUGCGCGAUGGGACGGCUGUCGUGUGGUGGGUGGACACCUUUCCUAGAAAGGGCUGAGUGGAAAUGGGAAACUUCCCUGUUUCCUGCAGCACCGCGUUCUGAGUGACGAAGCAGGCUCUGCUGUGGAAACCCUGCUCCCGUCCCUUUGCCACAUUCCAAGUGCAAAUGCAGGAGCUGCUUUGCUCCGUGAGCUCUCAGAAUGGAGCGUGUGGACGCGUGCAGCCCUCAGAGCGCGCUGAGGAAGGACCUGAGCAUGAGUGCAUGCAGGGAGCACGGGGAGCAGCACAGCAAUCCGAGAGCACGAGGAGGAGGAGGGUCUGACUGUCAGCACGUCACCGGGCUCUUGCCGAGGUGCAGGAAGUAUAAAAGGCCGUUUCCCGAAGAGGGGCUCAGGCAGGAGCUGGCGCUCACCCAGGCUGCGCUGUGCAGACGAUGCUCUCAGCAGCACCGUGACUUUGGCUGUUAGAAACAAGACCAUGGACGGCGGUAAACAGCUGAAGGUCACCCUUGCUUUCAGCCUUCCUCUAAUUUUUCAGUUCUGUGCUGGGAACAACGUCACUGACGACUACGACGCCAACACCACCAUUGACUACAACAUGUUUGAGAUCCUGUGUGAGAAGAAGGAAGUCCGUGAUUUCCGUGCCGCCUUCCUCCCAGCCAUGUACUCUCUCAUCUGCUUCACGGGGCUGCUGGGAAACGGGCUGGUGAUGCUCACCUACAUCUACUUCAAGCGGCUAAAGACCAUGACAGACAUCUACUUGCUGAACCUGGCCCUGGCAGACAUCCUGUUCCUGCUGACCCUCCCAUUUUGGGCCACGAGUGCGGCCACGUUCUGGUGUUUUGGAGAAUUUGCCUGCAAAGCAGUCUACUGCAUCUGCAAAAUGAGCUUCUUCAGCGGGAUGCUGCUCCUGCUGUCCAUCAGCAUCGACAGGUACUUCGCCAUUGUUCAGGCUGCCUCCGCCCACCGCUUCCGCCCCCGGAUGAUAUUCAUUAGCAAAGUCACGUGCAUCCUCAUUUGGCUCCUGGCCUUCGUUCUCUCAAUCCCCGAGCUGGUUCACAGCGGUGUAAAUAACUACGACAGCCACCCCCGGUGCUCCAUCAUUGCUAACGACUUGCAGACUUUCAACACUGGCAUCAAAGUGUCCCAGAUGGUUUUUGGCUUCUUGAUUCCCCUGGCGGUCAUGUCUGUCUGCUACCUCAUCAUUAUCAAAACGCUGCUCCAGGCCCGAAACUUCGAGAAGAACAAAGCCAUCAAGGUGAUCAUUGCGGUGGUCAUCGUCUUCGUCGUCUUCCAGCUGCCCUACAACGGCGUCAUGCUGGCCAAGACCAUCUCAGUCUUCAACAACACCAGCUCAUGCGAGCAGAGCAAGAAGCUUGACAUGGCAGACGAUGUGACCUACACUCUAGCCUGCUUCCGAUGCUGCCUCAAUCCCUUCCUCUACGCCUUCAUAGGCGUCAAAUUCCGCAAUGACCUCUUCAAGCUCUUGAAGGAGCUGGGCUGCCUGAGCCAGGAGCGCCUCUGGCAGCUGUCGUCCUGCCGUGAGAGCAAGAGGUUCUCCUUUGCCAUGGAGACAGAGACGACCACCACCUUCUCCCCGUGAGGAGAGCUCCAGGAAGGCUGAAGGCUGGUGUCGUUUUGUACACUUCUACUUUGAAUUACUGAUAAAGACUUGCCAUUACUUUAGGGAGGGCAGCUGCAAAAGGAAGACCAAAGAACCUCUCCAUAUCGCAGCCAACGAGCUUUGCUAUCCAGUGUUUUCACGGAUGGAGAGACUUCAGUAAAAGCUGUGACUCACAGUGAAGUAAGGGAGAGGUUCAGUGAGUUCAGAGUUCAUCAUGCCAUUUCACCCCUAUUUCCUAGCCAAAAUCAAAAAUGCUCGGAAUGGUUCAUUUCAUUAAAAGCAACAAAUAGCAAGAGAAGCAGACACAAGUGCUACAGAAUUACUAGUUUAGAGCUGGAUUUCCAAGAGCACCGCCCUUGCUUUGCAUGUUGCAUUUGACACAACUCCCUACUGCUCUUCCACACACACACAAACGAUGCUCACUGCGCAGAACAGCACCAGCAGCCUCAAGCUCCCGAUGCAAUACAGCACGCAGUGUAAGCUGUGAGGUGUCCCAGCAGGCAACUCUCAGCCAUGCCUUCCUCCAGAAACAGUGAGAAACUUGCAUAACCAAAACUAAAUUCACACAUAUGAUGUGUAUUCAAUAACUGCAUGUUACUGUGGCAUCUCAGGUUUGUCCACUUCACUUCUGCCUGCAGCAAUGACGUCUGGUGCUUCAGCUCCUAGGGAGCUCUGCUUAUUGCCUCCCAGUGUUCACUUGCAUUCUUUGGGAAUGCUGCUUCAGUUUGGCAAUACAGCCUUCUUCAGCUUCUGCAAAGGCAUCUGCCUGCACAAGAGCUAGCUAGCACAGUUUAGAUUCCAAUGUUUGCACAGAGACGAGUUCUUUACAAGUACAAAAUUGCUGAGGCCUCCCCAGUCACCAGUCACACAAACUGGAACCAAGAAACAAAACUUCAGUGACGGGUACUUAAAUACACUUUUAGCACCCGGUCCUUCAGCCUGUCCUCACACCAGCCUUACUCCUGACACGCUGAGGGAGCCUUUAAGCUGUUGUGAAAGCAUCUUUGUUUCUGUGCUUUGGCAGACUGCUGCCACAAUGCUCAGCAUUCGAGCCCAGGACAAGUUUCAAUAUAUUUCUUAGUGCAAGACUUAGGUUAGGAUGUAUCUGUGCCCACGGUCUGACCCCUGCAACAUGUCAGAAUCCAAAGCUUGCUCCUCUCCAGCCUUAUCAGCUGUGUGGACACAGCCUGCUGACUGUCACAUAUGUGUGGGGGCUUUCUGUGCUGCUGCUUGCUGACCUCAAGAGAUAAUAUCACAAGUGUGGGUUUUCUUCUCCUUUAUCAACCAACGUGUCUUUCUAGAAGAACUUUAGCAGCUGUCUUUUCUGUAAGUCAGAUACGUAUUUCACUUAUAAGCUACUGAAAAUGUGCUUAGCAUUCGUGCUGUCACUUCUGAUCAAGAUGCCAUUCACUGCAGUUUGAUUUAACUGCAAAGGACAGUGGGGUGCUGCAGGUUACUGCUGGGUCAGGACUUGAAGGGAACAUGGCAGCUGAACAACAGACGGCUGCCAUGUAAAACAAGGCCUUGAAAAGAAGCCUUGAGCGUGAUGCCAUUUACCAGGAGGAGGAAGAUUCCCACAACAAAAGCACCCUGAGAACUGCUGUUACGGGACAUCUGAGCAUCAGCUGGGAGGAGCUGCUGCAAUCCUCUGUGCAUCUGUUGCCCAUUUCCAGGCUCUGCCCCGCACAGCACGCAGCUCUCCCCAGCUCCCAGCGCCAUGGCUGAAGGCCUUGGCCACAAACUGCGGGCAGGGCGCCCGGCCCACCUUCCACAGCAGCAGGGGAGCAGCUCUGCUCGGCGGCACCUGAGGCAGGUUGCUGUGGACGUGCAGAGCCUGCAGAGCAAACAUCCCAACAGUCACCUCUUCCAGCGCCACUCACAGGAGCAUCCGGAGGAA